Filobasidium floriforme is the source of this 522-nucleotide messenger RNA. RefSeq lists its product as uncharacterized. Lineage: Eukaryota; Fungi; Basidiomycota; Tremellomycetes; Filobasidiales; Filobasidiaceae. The transcript has 4 exons. Bases 162 to 446 code for a protein of 94 amino acids. The record is from RefSeq and is a predicted model, not a curated record.
CGAUUGCUAGAGUCCAUGCACGAGACAUCUACAUUCGCAUGCACGAUCGCCACUUCUACUCGAGUUACUCGCUACUAGCUUGUCUACCUUUCAAACCAGGGACAACAAUAGCUCGAGGAUAAAUCAUAGCCCAUCGCCAUCAUCUUCAACCCCUUACUGUGAUGGCCACCCGUGUACCGCCUUCGACCAAACCAUUGCCCGAAGAGGAGAAGCCGGUACUUUCUAAAGAUCUCGCUCAACCGGCAGAUUACAAAAAGGUCCUCAAGAACCGAGGGGCUUCAAAGAUGACGGAUCCUUGUCAAGCCGCAGCCAAGGCGUCUCAGGAUUGUAUGGACAAGGCGAACUACAACAGGGACGAGUGCUUGACAUUCUUCCAGGCCUAUCGGGACUGCAAGGGGAAAUGGCUCAGCCAGAGGCGGGAGGACCGAAGAGCGGGGAACUACUAGGAGCAUCGAGCUAAGCAGGCUUCAGUAGUUGGGAAAUGGUAUAUCAUCAUCGUCGUAACGCAUUAAGAUUCGUGUA